UGAGGCAGACCUGCAUCACAGUUUAGAGCUGCAGGGAGAAGAGUUGAGCUGGAUAUCUGCAGUUUGCUGAACGACACUCCUCCUAAGAAUUUCAUUGUUUCUCUGAUAAAGCCUCAGAGUAGAUAUGUCUGUCAUCAGUAUCGUUGCCCUCCUCGUUUUCCUGGCUGUCCCUCAAGCAAUCAGCAUCAGUGAACUGAUCCCACGAUGUCAGUGCAUCAUCAACGAGAAGAGGCCCAUUGGACGGCAUGUAGGACAGGUGCAGGUGAUCCAGCCCAACUCCCACUGCCCAAACAUGGAGAUCAUUGCCACCUUAAAAACGGAUGGGAAAAUGAUUUGUCUGGACCCUAACGUUCCCUGGGUUAAAAGAACUCUUCAGAGUCAACGGGCGCAGCAGACUCUUUGAAAUGCAAACCACUGCUUUGACUGACAGAGUGAGAAAAAGCUUUCGAGACCCCAUUUCAUCCCCACUGAGGUUCAAACUGGAACUGCACUUACGGAGCACAAAGAGCUCCUUUUCGCUCAAUGAGGAUCGUUUGACAGCUGGUGUGAGAGUCAAGAGGUUGUGCACAAAUUAUCUACACAAACUUUCCAAUGACCUGAGAGGCUGCUAGAAUGGAUGGCAGGUUAAUACAAACCUAUAGUCUGAACAAUAUGUUACAUAUAACAUGUUACUGUCAACGUUAUUUUCUGUAAGCAUUUACCGUGCAUGUAGCAAAAUGAAUGUUUGAAGAUUUGUUACAAAAAGUGUAUUAAAUGUCCCAAAAAAAUACUCUAA
Labrus bergylta (ballan wrasse) is the source of this 775-nucleotide messenger RNA. Its product is annotated as interleukin-8. The record is from RefSeq and is a predicted model, not a curated record. Gene Ontology annotation, biological process: immune response; chemotaxis; defense response. Gene Ontology annotation, molecular function: chemokine activity. Lineage: Eukaryota; Metazoa; Chordata; Actinopteri; Labriformes; Labridae. Gene Ontology annotation, cellular component: extracellular region.